Molecule: messenger RNA, 11016 nt
Organism: Porites evermanni
Lineage: Eukaryota; Metazoa; Cnidaria; Anthozoa; Scleractinia; Poritidae
Source: the annotation of a GenBank genome assembly
AUGAGGAGCUUGAGCAUAGCUUUAAGCAAGGAGAGUGAACCGAACUUUUCGGCAGAAAAGUUGGCCAUGUACCUACGAAUCGGUGAAAUAUUUGUGUCCCUUCGAUUGAAUUAUUAUGGCUCUAACUUUCCAGAUAUGCUAGAGGCAUGUUCCUUUUUAACAGCAGUGAAGUUGUUCCUAGGAACUGAUGUAAAGGAUGCAUUUGUUUGUCCUCAGGUACCGGUAUUUGUUGUUAAUCGCCAGGGAUUUUCUGAACAGUGUCAAAAUGGACCAUGUGCAGAUUCAAAUGUGAAGCAAUCGAGUCGUUACAGAGAUGCAGGUAACGGUUUUUUCAGUUUAGGUGACUAUUCGAGGUCACUCGAACUUUAUAACAAAGCCUUAAACCUGAAUCAAGGAGAUGCAAAGUUAUUAACAAACAGAGUCGUCGCGCAAGUCAAGCUUUCUAAACAGAAAGCACAGAGUCAACCUUUAAAAGAGCAACAGAACAUUCUUCAACGUGCUCUCCAAGAUUCUAUUAGCGCGAUAUCUGCAGAUCCUUCUUGGGUAAAGGGAUACUACUGGAAGGCUGUUUGUCUUGCUGAACUUGGGCAGAGAGGUGCAUCACUUGCUGCAACUGCAGUUGCUGAAUGCCUGUUUCCACUACAAUGGGCCCAAAUACCUGCUGUUGUCGAGCAUUUUGGAUGCUACAUUGUAAAAGAAGUAUCUACUCCUGAAGAUCUCGUGCGCGCCGUAGAGAUACGUGAAAACAGUCUCGUAAUUGUCCUUCGCGGUGGAAAAUAUGAUUUAACUCAGCCUUUGAAGGUUCCAUCAAAUGCAGUGAUAGUUGGCCUUGGUAAGGUCGAAAUCACAUGCUCCAAAGGCGUUCCACUUUUCCUGGAUAAAACCGUUUUCAUUGACAACAUUGAACUCACACCCUCCGCGGAGUUCAUCAGAAUGAACAAAGAGGAAGCUAAAAAGUGCGUCGAUCGAGGACAGUUAGACAAGGCGUUGUCCCUGUAUAGUAAGAUAUUGGCCACAUGUCCAGAAAACACACAGCUUCUUACAGCUAGGUCUUCGACUUACUUGAAAGCAGCGAAAGAAAAGAGCAACAAGUGUGAGCGGGAAUCUUUACUACAGUUUGGUCUGGAAGACACCAAAUCCACUAUCAGAGCUGACCCUUCUUGGUUACUUGGCUACUCCACCAGAGCUGCGAUUAUGACAGAAUUAGGGAGGAAACACGAAGCCUUGGCCUCUGCUGCUGUGUUUAACCACCUGAGCUCUGGUCGGGAUAUUUCGUCAGUCAUUCAAAGCUAUGGAAAGCUACAAAUCCAUGUUAUUGAAAGCUCAGAUGAAUUGAGCACUGUUCUUGGAGAAAUAGAGGAGCCUGAAGGAGUAAAUCAAAUUGUUUUAAUGAAAGAAGGAGAGUACAUAUUUGAAAACAGCGUUGAGAUCAAUCCAGCAAUCGUUGUUGUUGGUCUAGGUAGAGUAACUGUUUCGUGCAAGACUGGCGCACCUUUUAACUUUAGGAAGGAACAUUUUGUUGAGAAUGUGGAACUUCAGGAAGGUUGUGGUGAUGAGCCAGAAUCGCUACUCAGUGGGUUUAAGGCCUGGGUCAAAAGUUUGUUCGGAGCACAUGAUUGAAUGAAAAGAUCUCUCGCUGGAAGACCUAGAACGAUAUGAAAUUUUCCUCGAAAGUAAAUCUUGAGGUCUUCUUGCGCCUUUUGUUUGGAUAAAUAAAUUGGCUUUUCUCAUAGAAGAUAAACAUACCUAACUUGCUACGUUUGGAAUGAGUGUACAUGAAGUCUAAAGUUAAAGUUUUAAAUAAUUCAACGGUUAAAUCAGGGUAUUGAAAAUGAGGGUAUCAGGGUAUUGAAAAUGAUGUUUUCCUUCAUGCUUUUAUACUGAUGGACAGUCGUUCCACAGUGUUAGAGAUAAUUAAUAUGAAUGAGAAAAACUGUUGUCGCUCGAUUUCUUUUCUUAAACCCGCCACCAAUUUAAGAUUUUUAGCAAAAUGGUCACGUGACAUAUCACGUGACUCAUUAACACGAUAUUUAUACGGACGAUGAGUUUGAUUGAGCACCGUAAUCUGUGCCCAACUUAUUGCCAAUAAAGCAUUCUCUAAAGGAAAACCUAUUAGACCCAGGCCUAAAACUAGUAAAGACUACGAGUUCAACAAGUAGUUUUGGUCAGGUUUUGGCCGUGCUCUCACGGUAUGACGCCUCCAAAGUCGACAGCGAACUCGUGCAAGGUUCACUAAACUCGUGAACUAAAACAGAGAAUUGAACUCAAAACAGUUACGUGUCAUAAAAACAAUGUAGCCAGGUAAACAACCAAAAACGGGCUGCUUAAUACGCCAACGUAAUGCCACACAGAUGUAUUUCGGCUGACAAGCUGAUGUAUUUAGUUAGAGAAACGUAUAACUCCCCUUGUAAUUAAAGGCAAAAUUUCUUGAGGCUUCCAUCUGUCGCAGUAUAUUUUGGGUGACAAACUAAAACUCCCCCAUCCCCUAACUCCGUGAUGUAACGGAAAAAAGACAGUCGAAGGCAUGUGGCUCAUUUUACUGAAAAGAUUUUAACAAGAGGUUAUGAUUCAAAAUCGUUUCCGAACAAUCGAAGGCAAACGUUGUUGAGGUGGUAUUUAUAACGCUUCCUCUUGUACGUAGAAGGAUUUGGCUGGGAACACUUUCCAGCUGAGGUCACCGCCAAACGUUUUCCGUGAUUCUCGCGCGAUGCCUUAUAAUAAGGACCAUUGCUAACAUAAAAGUGAUUCUCACUGAAUAGAGCAUAAUAUCAUAGGUGACGAAUUACUCCUGAGGGCCUCCCAGGUUGGGGGGGGGGGGUGCAUGUUGCCUUGUUCCCUAUAAAUAUUACCGUUGUUCCCUUGUUUCCCAAAAAUAAAUUAAAGUGUUCACGUUUACUGAGUUCCCAUGUUCCCAGAAAUUGUGCUCCAAGUUUCCUUGAUCCACUAAAAUAUUCCUCAGUGCUCCCCACAAUUUCUCUCACAUUUCAUUUUAAUUUUCGCCUGUUAGAAAGGGGCUACCUUGCCAUUAUUUUAAGAAAGUGCCUCUCUGAGAGAAAAUUUGCCAACGGGAAAACAACCCUACAACAGAGAAACAAAUCCGCACGUAAAAAAACUUCUACCUUUUGUUACACAAUACCACCCGGCUUUACCUAGCCUGCAGAGAAUGCGGAUGGAGAAGUGGCACCUUAUGCAAAACCAGCAAAGGCUAAGAGAAAUCUUUAAGAAGUCUACCCACCCUUAUCUCAAGGGAAAAUCUCUUAAGGACCUAUUAGUUAGCUUAUAUAACGAAGUUCUGAAGGUCAUACAACUUCCAGUACGGGUAAGGGCAGGAGUCGUGAAAUGCCCCUCGUUGACCCCCGCCCCCACCCCCUCCCUGCUUAUUUUGAACGAUAUUUUCCCCAGUUCUUCUGCGAAGAACACAAUAUAUGAUUUAUCACCAGGGCCCGAAAAGUGAGAGAAAUUGUGGGGAAAUGGCACUUUAUACAAAACCAGCAACGGCUAAGAGAAAUCUUUAAGAAGCCUCCCCACCCUUAUAAUACCUUAUACCUUAUAACAGGGACCAUUGCUAACAUAAAAGUGAAUUCUCACUGAAAAGCCUUCAUAACAGAAUAAGCAGUUCAGAAAUGUGUAGAUAUUAUUUACAUUUACAUUACAGAAAACAAGGAACAUUAUUGGCUAGAACAUGGAGGCCCUAGCUAGCCGUGAACAAUGUCGUUUUUUCCCGAAAACUGUACAGCGCUAUAUUAAAGGUUUUUGAGUUUUUGACUUUUGAUGAAUGCUAUCUUUUGAACUUGUAGAAGCCGUAGGGUAGGCUCCUUUCAGAGAAAACAGCUGCGAAAAGAGAAAAAAGCGCAAUGUGUCGGUACAGAAAUAAUGACCCGAAUUUCUUUUCUAAAAACCUUCCUGUACUGUGACAGAUUUUUACCCUGACAUUUGACUGCAGAUAUGCAACUACUCUAUGGAAGAAUGUUUUUCGUUCUAAAGUUGUUGCCAGGAAUUUGAAAUUAUCAGGCCGACCUUUAAGGCUAGCUGACCCCUACAUUAAUUAUAGUCCAACCCCUCCAUGUGCCACUACCUCUUACCAUCAUCAACCUAUCCAAAACCCUACAAUUUCAACGCUUCAUUCUUUUGUUUGGGUGCGGAGUUCAAUGUAGGCUGGGUUGCGUUUACUUAUGGCGUUAACUCCGCACUGAAUCGAGUAAAUACAGUAUAUCAAUACAACAGAAACCCGAAGUUCACGUAUGAUAUUUUUACAAAACAAAGCUUGUAACCUGUGAAACAUUCAUGGAGUACAUUGUUUCUCAAUCGUUUUUCUCUAAUUGCCUUUCAUGGAAACUGAUGAUUUUGGAGAGUUAAAGCGCAAUAUUGUUGUAAAGAGAGAUUUGACUGCAUCUUCUCUCUCGGUAUUGCUCGCUUUGUACCGUCUGCAUUUCAAUGACAGAACGCAAAUAAAACUUGGCCAGUAGCUAUCCAUAUCGACCUCACGCUUGGUCAACAACGCGUGUACCUCAAAUCAGCUUUAUCAUUUCCGCUUUCGAUUUCGAUAGAGUUAUAGAUUUGCUGCAAGGGAAGCCAUCAUUUCAGUCUGAAUUAUCUCCACCAAGUGCAACAAGUCUAUGAUCAAGUAAGGUAAGAUUUAAAGAUAAGAAAUCCUACUUUAAACUACAUAUCGAAAUGUCGCGAAAUAGGUAGUUUGUCCGUCUGAGCAGUUAAAGCAGCCGCGUUACUGCUUCGCGGAAACGUUUGAUUUAUUCUUUGGAGCCAGGGCGUACUGUGACAUAGCACAGACGAAUGAAUGUUUUUCACCUGAAUUCGUCGAUUUUUGUGAAGAAAAAAAAAGACAUACUCGUUUAGUAAACAGUGAUUGUAAGGUUUACUUCAAUUUCUAAGAGUUUUACCCUCAAAACCAAAAGAUUUAGCAUUCGAUGGGAAAUGGAAGGCAAAGCUGAAAUAUUAAAUUUACAUUCAUUAUUCUCCGGUCUCGAUAACCGGCUGUUGUGUUAUUAAGACUAUCAUUUUUCUGUUUUGGCCAUACUUUGUGAAGUAUGUCGCACACGCAAUGCUGGUCAUGAUCCGGUGUAAUAACUACGCUCUGGAAGCAAAAUUCAUUAGAGAGAGUCAUGCUUAAUAAUCACGAAAUUAUUCAGAGUUUUCAAGAGUUUAGCAUAUUUUGAUACCUUAGGGUGAGAACUAGUAAAUUUCCUCUGUUCUUUUUCCAAGGUUAUUUUCUUUGUUUUAACCAAGGAUAAACCUGGAUUUAGUCUCAAUACUGGUUAACUAGUACAACAUUGAGUUUAAAAGUUGAGUUUAAUACUAAAUUAUUUGCACAAAUGUCUAUUAACCCUUGUAUUUGUAUUUACACACUUCCAAAUUCCAAUUAGAUCUGGAACGCACGGACACGUUUAAACGAGUUCAUAUGAACUCUUGUGCUUCGUGGGUAAAAAAGCAAUUUUGUUUACAAUUUUUAAUUUUUUCUACACGAUUACAAUCACAAAAAAAUGCCAAAAAAAUGUAAGAAAACAUGGCGAGGAAGCCUAAAGGAAACUAUAAACCUUAUUUUAAUCAGGCCUCCUCAAUUACAAUUUUUCGAAGAUGGCAUAAAAAUUACGGCGACGGAUACAAAAUAAUAUCAGAUGGAACAUUAAAAAUAGCAAUCAAUAUUACGGAAGUUUACAAAUGUUGAAUAUUUGAGUCCUAAAAAUGACUCGAAAUGACAAACAUCAAUUUUCUCCUUACAUUAUCAAAACACAAUCAAGAGAAAAGGUUGUUAGAAUUAUAAAUGUAUGAAUUUUUGGUCUUUUCGCUGCAGAUCCCUGGUUAGGGAAUGUCGCAAACGGCCUGGAAAGGGACAUAUUUGUAAUUACCAAGGUACAAAGAACUAGGCACAUAGCCUCAACUGUAGCGCCAGCUUUUUUAUUUAGUUCUAAGACGUACAGUUUCUCAGUUUACCUCGAAAUCAGUAUCAUAAUGGCAUCUGGCGGUUGGGUAGCACAGCUUGAUAAGAAAGAACACAAAAACUGGGUGAUGGUUGGUUGUGCCCUGAAUAUUGCCAAAAAAGGAAUUACAUCAAAAAUUCAAAACAAAAUGGAAACUUGGUACCAGACCCUUAUUUCCAGUCCUCCGCUUCAGUCCCUUCCAUCGUGCGCUUGCGCACCUUCAGCACCAAAAUGCGCCACUUGUGUCACCUGGGAAAAGGAACUGAAACGUCACCACACAUCCGGGCGACCGAAGAUUUGCUGGGACAACAGUGACCGCACACAGUGGGGAUCUCCGACUGGUGCAUGGGAGAUAGCUAAAGUCUUUAUGCCAACUCUUGGAGGUCGUAAAAAAGAUGUGGUCGAUGCCGAAACUACGGACAUUGGUGGUCUUCUUAACCUGCUUGAAUGGUGUCCUUUUAUUAAUCCUCCUACUAGUCGAACAGUUUUGAUGUCGGCAAGAGAUGAGUGUAGGAAUCAUUGGGCGCACGCUCCGAAACAGGAAAUUCAAGAUGCCGAUCUUUCAACCAUAUUUGGUCAUCUUAAUAAUCUGCUCAAUGACGCAGUGUUCAGUUCUGACAAAGACGCCCAGCAAUCGUCGAAAGACUUGCAAGAUUUGUUUCAUAAGGGUCUGGUAAACGUCAGGGAGUCUGAAAUAGAGGCUCUUUACUUGCUUCGCCAAUCACUUGUGGCUGAUCUGACAAAAUGCCAAGAUGACGUGUCUGAUGCUCAGAGUACAAUUUUGAAAGUAGAAGCAGAGAUGAAAAAGAUGGUUACGCAGAACGAUUUAUGUGACGUGAAGGAAAAAGGGGUUCGAAACAGGGAAGAGAUAAGCAAGUUGGCACAGCAGCUGCAUAAGUUAAAAGACGUGGCACAUAAUUCUAGUGAUAUUCUUAGAGCUGUCGAUGAUUUCAACAGAUUUCUGAGUAAGAGAGAUGACCUGCAAGAAGUCUUCGAAGCUAUCCAAGAUGACUUGGAAAUUUUCAAAACUGUACUGAAUGUAACACAGUCUAAAGUUGCCAACAUUGAAACCAACCUGGCAAGUUUGCAGGAAGAGGUGUCUAUUUUGCAAGAGAAAGUGCUAGUCUUGGAAAAAGGGCAAGCCACACAAAAACCGAAUGACAGUGAUGAUGACGUGUUGUGCACCGCUCCAUGUAGGUUACCACUGUUCACAGGCCGUAAGUCAGCUCUUAAUUGGCUGGAAAAGAGCUUUCUUUCGGAGCGCGUUGAGGCCAAUCCUGGGACUUCCUGUUGCACUAAAACAAUAUGCGGUCUUGGAGGCUGUGGCAAGACAUCUUUGGCUGUAGAAUUCGCUUGGAGGCACAAAAAUCGCUUCCCAGGUGGCUUGUUCUGGAUCAAUGGGGAAAGCGAUGAAAAUAUAAAUAAAUCAGUUGCUGAGAUACUUUCUCUGAGAAACAUUCCUACCUCGACAAAUGACAGCAUCGAUGACACCUUGAACAAAUUUCUUACGUGGUUGUCCAAGAAGAACCUUCCGUGGCUUCUUGUGAUGGACAAUGUGGACGAAUUGCAGGAUGCUAUGUGUCCUGCAAGUGUAAAGAAGAUAUGCAAGGGACCGUGGCAAAGAACUGUUAAAUCACUAAAGAACGGCCACAUACUUUUAACAACAAGGCAAAACGCAAAUGACGCAAAGGCUUUUCUGAGGUACUCAACUGAUGAUUUUUUUGAGUUGCCAUGCUUUAGCGUAGAGGAUGGAGCUUUGUUCUUAAUGAAAAGAACCGGUCUUCAAGGAGAAUCCCUUGACACAGAUGCGAUUAGUUUGACAAAUGAACUAGGUGCAUUGCCUCUAGCUUUAGAGCAGGCAGCAGCAUACAUAAGUGCAAGUCCUAUCCCACUGAGCUUCACUGAAUACCUAGAAAAAUACCAAGCUGUGAAGGUGCGUCUUUUAAAGCAACAGCCUGCUACAGCACUUAGUAUAGAAGCUCAACAUCGCUUGUCAGUUCACACAACCUGGGAGUUAAAUUUCGAGUUUGUUAAGGAACAGUCACCAGCUGCCGCCAAUAUGAUGCGAAUUUCGGCCUUUUUGGAUUCUGAGAAUGUUCCCAUUGACGUUAUUAAUCCCGGUUUUCCUGAACUAGAUCAAGAGGAGCUGCGAGAAUGCGCGCGUUCCACGAUUGACAUUGCUUCAGUCCUAAAGGUACUGUCAAGUUAUUCCCUUUACUCAGUCGAUCGCCAAAACAAAGUCUUCUCUGUCCACAAACUUGUUCAAGAAGUUGUCAGAGCCAGCCUUACGCAAUCACAAAGGGUCGAGGCUUUGGUUGCAGCCACGCGAGUUCUUCACUAUGCAUUACAGACAAAAUAUGCGUCCUUUUCCGAACAAGAAAGAUUCACUAUCAUAGGGCCUGACCUGUCACUCUUUAAGGAAAAUGAACGAAAUGUUCUUAUUGCCCUUGUGCUGAAUUUUCGCAAGCUCAAGAAUCACAUCGAAGAUGAAUUUUACUCAUCAAAGGGAAGUGUGACCUUCUCGCUUUACAAUGAUAAUACCUAUCAAUUGUGCUCGUUAGUGAUCGGCUUGAUAGCUACCAAUAUUUUUUUGAACCGAUUACGAGCUGAUUUCGACGAAUUCAGAUUGAAAGUCGCGAAAAUGUGUCGCAGUCUUGACCCAAAUGAGUUUCUUUGGCAAAUGGUUUCCACAAGUCUUAGUUUAAGACACUGUCAGUGUGAAGAAAAGUACCAAGAAGCAAAAAAGAUGGCACAAGAAGCUGUACAGAAGCUGUCUGAAAUGGAGAAGUCUGGUACUGUUAUAAAUCCAGAUAUUAAAUUCAUUGUUGGUGAGCACAUGGCCUCUUAUUACGCUUUAGAAUACCAGUGGGAGAAACAUUAUAAAGCUUUACUGGAACUCGAAGCUUUACCAUUGAGUGAUGAUAAUUGGAUAACUCUGCAGAUCCUGAUAGGAAGAGCUGAGAAUUACAUAUCGGUGUCCAAUUUUGAAUGCGCAUUGAAGCGUUAUGAGAAAGCUCUCGAGCUUGCUAGGCGCAUUUAUACUCCUGAUCAUCACCAACUUUUACGCGUUCUACAGUUUAUUGCCUUUCAUUGGCAACAAGAAGGUAACCUGCUUGAGGCACGAAAAUAUGCUGAGGAAAUGUUGCCUAUUGCAAAGAAGCAACCACCUACAUCAGAUUUUUAUAUCAGGGGAAUAACGGACGCUCUAUUAAUCUUAUCCCAUUUCGACCCCCGCAGCGCUGAAAAUACUCUUUUUGGAAUAUUUGAAGACAGGUGGCCUGUUCUGUACAAAUGCAUUCAAACCGGUGAGGUUGACGGCCUUAUAGAUACUGAUGAACAUGUAUUUCAUGAGAGCAGCUACAACCACGCUGCCAUGGUUUUAGAAGGUGUAAUCCACUGUUUCCAAAUCUCGAAUUCGAGCGUUAAACACGCCGGAAAAGUUAGAUAUGAUAAAAGUAAGGGAAACUUGUACCGACGUAUUGCAGAACUGGUAGUGUCACUUAAAACGAAAAUGUAUGGAGAGAGUCACCUGGAAGUGUUAACAGCGCGUCGUAAAUUGGCUGAGGUGUACAAGAUUCUUGGAGUUAAAGACGAAGCCUCUGGCAUUCAAGAAAAAGUUGAGCAAUUUUAUGAGGAGCCAGUAAACGACCCAUCGUAUUCAAAACCUCAAAUUGAUAUAAAUGUCCUUGCUGCUAGGAAGUGCAAAGGCAUCGCAAAUGAUUUUUUUAAGAAAAAAAAUUAUUUGAAGGCACUACAAAUCUAUGAGAAGUUGCUAAAUCGAUUUCCAAAUGACGUCAAGCUAUUAACUAACAGAGCGGCGACGUACGUUAAACUUUCAGAACAAAACGCUCGCGAAGCUACAGAAGUUACAGAAAGCCAAAGGAGACUUAUUAAAGAAGCUCUUCGGGACGCAGAGAAAGCAGUAGCUGUGGAUCCUUCUUGGGCUAAGGGUUACUACUGGAAAGCUGUUUGUCUUGCUAAGCUUGGGCAAAGAGGUCCAUCCCUUGCAGCAACUGCAGUUGCGGAACAUAUGUUUCCAUCACAGUGUACUGAUAUACCUGCAGUGAUUAAGCGCUUUGGAGGGUACAGUAAAAAUGUGAUAACUACGGUCGAUGGCCUUUAUCAUGCUGCCAAAAGAGCAGACAGCAACAAUCUUGUGAUUUUACUCAAAGAGGGGAGGUAUGAAUUACCAGAGUCACUCAAAGUUCCAGCGAACGCAGUAAUGGUUGGCAUCGGAAAAGUGCAAAUUAUCUGUUCCAAGAGCGUUCCACUGAAACUCGAUGAAACCGUUUACACUGAGAACAUAGAACUGUUAUCUUCAACUGAUUCAAUCAAACUUUUCAAAGAAAAAGCUAAAGAAAGUCUUAAUCGUGGCCAAUUAGACGAGGCUUUGUCUUUGUACAGCAAGGCAAUAGCCAUAUGUCCAGAAGACGCACCACUCCUUACAGCUAGAGCUUCAACGUACUUUAAAUCUGCUGAGGAAAAGAGGAACAUGUCUGAACGGGUAUCCUUACUUGACCUUGCGUUUAAAGAUUCAGAGUCUUCUAUCAGAGCGGAUCCUUCUUGGUUAUUAGGUUACUCUACCAAGGCAACGAUUUUGGCAGAGUUAGGGAGGAAGCACGAAGCCUUGGCUGCUGCUGCUGUCUUCAAUCACUUGAGUUCUGGUCGGAAUAUUUCUUCAGUCAUUGAACGUUAUGGAGCUCUACAAAUCGAUGUUGUUAAAAACUCAGAUAAAUUGCGUAAUGUUCUUCAAGAAAUCACAGAGCGUGAGGUAUUAAAUCAAAUUGUUCUGUUAAAUGAAGGGGAUUACCAGUUGGAGAAGACCGUUGAGAUGAAACAAGCAAUCGUUGUUGUUGGUUUAGGGAAAGUAACUAUUUCGUGCAAGACUGGAGUACCUUUUCAGUUUAGAAAAGAACACUUUGUCGAAAAUGUGGCACUUCAUAACGGCUGCAGUGAGGAGCCGACAUCGCAUGAGGCUAUUUGUUCGAGAGACGACUCUGGUCAGGAAGAGGUCAUAUCUUUGGACCUACCCUCGGGCUAUGACAACUCCAGCGCCAACGGCGAGUGCAAGGUGAACUAA